ACCAGAACGAGAGAGCCCUCGUUUAGGAAGGGACACGUCAUUUUUGACACGGCGAUCAAAACACUGCACGAUACUUCUGCUUCAUUUGGCUCGAAACUGUGUCGGAGCAGCACAUCACUAUUCUAACCCCAUAUUUCCAUUACAGCCACAACAUUAGGACCAAGAUUACGAUGGAAAGUUGCAGAUCUGGAGAACAACGCAGCUUCGUUGACUCUGUGAAGGAAGAGAGUGAAGGUAAAACACUUCAUUUGAUCACUAUGAAAUAGAUAUGAUCUUUAGAAUCGAUCGAAGCACGAGGCAAACAGGAAAGAGUUUAUUAGGGUGAUCGUGCGCCAAAGACAAGGGUGUAACUUUGUGUUGCAAGUUGGUGGAGACGAAGAGGAACGGGGGGAAAGACGGGCGGGGCGCUUCCACAGUUACUAGAAGGCCUUUUGUUUUUUUUAGUGCUAAAAAUAAAGCUAAAACUUAAAUGUGAAUGCCAUACAGUCUUAUUCAAUAAAUUAGGAUAUAUGUCCUGAUCAGGGUUGUGUUGUGAAAACCGGUAUUCAUGGGUGAGAUUUUUCCAGGUAAACGCAGAAAACAGAUCAUAAAAGCCUGAGAGACAUAAGUAAUCUUGCAUUUUGAUUUAUUAAUGAUUAUAAAAUAAUUAUUCUUGUAUUUUGAUUUAUUAAUGAUUAUAAAAUAAGUAUUCUUGCAUUUUGAUUUAUUAAUGAUUAUAAAAUAAGCAUUCUUGUAUUUUGAUUUAUUAAUGAUUAUAAAAUAAGCAUUCUUGUAUUUUGAUUUAUUGAUGAUUAUACAAAGAGUUGACAUAAUGAAAAGCGGAUCAAGAAAUGAAUAACAUGAUGAAUAAAUGGUGAAUAGAGUGAAACUCAAAUGAUUAUUAGAAGAGGUAUGUUUGAAGAAUUAAGACGGGGAAACGUGGGGAAAUUACUGCGAGAGAAGCUGCAAAUUUGUAGAUAUCUAAAAAAAAAAUUAUGGGAUGGAAGAGAAAAUCUAUCUAAUAGUUGUGUGUCGUGAAAACUGGCAUGGGGUUGUGAGAUCUUUCCAGGUACACGCAGAAAACAGAGCAUAAAGGCCUGAGGGAAAUAAGUAAUCUAUGAGUUGUGUCAAGAAAACUGGUAUGGGGUUUGAGAUCUAUCCAGGUACACGCAGAAAAAGGUACAUGAAGGCCUGAAAGAAAUAAAGCAAUCUUGUGUUUUGAUUUAUAAUGAUUAAGUUGAACAUGUCUGAGUACAAUCUCUAAUAUGUGUAUGUGUAAUAAGUAACCACUAAAUAAUUCUGAAAUGUAUUUCUGAAUAAUGACCAUAAUAAUGUUAACAAAUAAUUAUGGAUUGAUGACUUAUAAUCUGACUUAUAAUCUGAAAGAGAAGUGAUUAGUUUUUAAUGUAUAUCAGAGCUGAGAUGAUGUGAAUGAUUUACAGUAGAUAUAAAUGAUUUUAAUACUAAGUUGAAUGUGGUAGGAAAGUGUUAACGGAUAAAGAGGGGAGUUAUAGAAAAGAAGGAAGUUGGAACAAUACAGUCAGCAGGAUGGGUGAGGCCCGGCUGACAGGAAAUGUCGCAAGUUGGGGAACUUGUUGCUGGACUCAGUAAACAGGAUGGGGGCCGGUACUUUCCACCGGAGAAGCAGCAGAUGUUCAGGAAGUCAUGCAGACCAAGCACACACACACACACACUCACAGUGGAGAAAAGUAUAAAAGAGGGCUGAAAUAAGGAAGCAACGGUUCUUGCUCCGCGGCGUCGAAAGAGAGACAACACAGAGGAGCAGAGACAGCAGAGGUCCGCAGCUCGGAACCACGGGGGAGUCAAGACUCAGCACCGCCAAGAAAGGACAAGACCCGAUUGCCACAGCCCCAGAUUCCUGAUAUGACCGUCGACCCUGCCCCCACCCACCGAUCGCUAACUAUGCAACAGACUUGGAGAAAAGACAAAGGUCCCGGAGGGAUAAAAGAGCUGGGUUUUCGAAGGAUUUGGACCCGCUCUGCUUUGCAUCUAUUCUAAGGGGGAUUUUUCCAUUAAAGGACAAAGACUCUGACCAAGGUUCGAGACAUUUCGGUUGCCAAAAAUCCAUCUCCAACUGGGUAAGAGCAGCAGCUGGUGGUUAAAGAAGAGGUUCCUGAAAUGAGCAGUUCCAGUUUGGACCAGCAGAACCUUACAUGUUCCCAGGUGAAGAAGGAAGAGGAGGAACAGUGGAUCAGUCAUUCUGAGAAAAAUGAAGUUGACGAGAAACCUCAGUUGGCAGAAGUUCAUCACAUCAAAAGUGAAGACAGCAGACAGACAGAAACUCUGACUAGCAGCUCAGCUGAACAGAUGAAAACAGAAUCUAAUGGAGAGAUAAGUGGAGGAACAGAACCUAACAGAGAACCGAAUCCAAAUCCUAAUUUACUCACAAAUAUUGAAGAAAGACAUUCAGCAUCUUCUGAGACUGAAGUCAGUGAUGAGAAGGAAGAGGAAAAUCUAUCAGGUUCUGGAUCUGAAAAUGAAGACAGUGAUGAGAGUGAAGAUGACAAUAUAUCAGGUUCUGGAUCUGAAAAUGAAGACAGUGAUGAGAGUGAAGAUGACAAUAUAUCAGGUUCUGGAUCUGAAAAUGAAGACAGUGAAGAGAGUGAAGAUGACAAUAUAUCAGGUUCUGGAUCUGAAAAUGAAGAUUGGAGGGAACCCAGAACACGUCAGUCUGGUGUAAACAGCAAAGUGGGACGUAAAGCUGCCAAGAAGGCCUUCAGCUGCCCUGACUGUGGUAAACAGUUUGUGAGGAAGCAGAUGUUCCAGAAACAUAUGGCAGGUCAUUCAGGAGAAAAGUCUUCCAGCUGUUCAGUUGAGAAGAAUCACUCUAGAGGGAAGCAAAACAGUGACGCACAGAUGGGAAGGAAAUCCUUUUCUUGUGACGAUUGUGGUAAAAUCUUUCAGAAACUAACUGCUCUUAAAUCUCAUAUGAAAAUCCAUCGUAGUAAAAAAUUAGUUGUUUGUAAAGAGUGUGGUAAAAGCUUUCGCUCUCAGUUUCAACUUAAAAAUCACCUGACACUCCACACAGGAGAAAGACCUUUUGCCUGUGAUAAAUGUGGCAAAAGGUUUAGCUAUAAGCUUCUCCUUCAAAAUCACAUGGUUUGCCACAGUAAAGAAAAACCAUUUGCCUGUGAUAAAUGUGAUCUAAAGUUUAGCCGGAAGAUGUACCUUAAAAUUCACAUGACCAUCCAUAAGGGAGAAAAACCAUUUGCAUGUAUUGACUGUGGCAGAUGCUUCAGACUUAAGAGUGAUCUAAAAGUCCACAUGACAACCCACUUAGAUGUAAAACCAUUCAUUUGUGGGUAUUGUGGUGUCAGAUUUACUCGUAAAGCAAGUCUGUGCCUGCAUGUUAGACACCACACUGGGGAAAAUCUGCUGCCAUGUGAUAAAUGUGAUAAAAAGUUUGCUCGAAAGUUUCACCUUCUGAAACAUAUGCAAUUUCAUGCAAAAGAGAAAAAUGUGGUGUCUGGAAAGGGGAACUUUGCUUGUGAAGAAUGUGGAAGACGGUUUGUCCGGAAGCGUCAUGUUGAAAGACAUAUGGUUAUUCACACCGGAAAGAAACGAUUUAGAUGCAAUAUUUGUUUGAAGACGUUUACUAGAUCUGAGAAUCUGAAGAAACACAAACUGAAAAUUCACAAUGAUUAGAGAUUUCAGUUCGUUUGAAAAGAUGUUCUGUGAAAAUACCACAGCAGCUUACAUUUUGUUUCCUUUUACUAACAACUAUGUAAUAUAUAAAUAUAUAUACAGUACAGACCAAAAGUUUGGACACAC
Xiphophorus maculatus (southern platyfish) is the source of this 3771-nucleotide messenger RNA. RefSeq names its product gastrula zinc finger protein XlCGF46.1-like. The transcript is spliced from 2 exons. Bases 2119 to 3645 code for a protein of 508 amino acids. Lineage: Eukaryota; Metazoa; Chordata; Actinopteri; Cyprinodontiformes; Poeciliidae. Gene Ontology annotation, biological process: regulation of transcription by RNA polymerase II. The record is from RefSeq and is a predicted model, not a curated record. Gene Ontology annotation, molecular function: DNA-binding transcription activator activity, RNA polymerase II-specific; RNA polymerase II cis-regulatory region sequence-specific DNA binding. Gene Ontology annotation, cellular component: nucleus.